This is a messenger RNA of Macrobrachium nipponense, 2795 nucleotides long. RefSeq lists its product as uncharacterized. NCBI's taxonomy places the organism in Eukaryota, Metazoa, Arthropoda, Malacostraca, Decapoda, Palaemonidae. The record is from RefSeq and is a predicted model, not a curated record. The transcript is spliced from 16 exons. Bases 538 to 2670 code for a protein of 710 amino acids.
GCCGUGAAGUUCGCAGGCUUCCUCUGUACGCUCCCGGCAUAUGCCUCCGUUCACUUGCACGGAGACCGAGUGAGCGCCUACGCUACGCAAUGCUGGAAUCUGCGCGUUGUUUUAACUUUGUGGAUAUGAUUAAUUUACAGAAAGUGAAAUAACUUGAUUAAAAAUUCCCUGUGAUUUCGGAAAAAAAAAUUUCUCCUGUUAUAAACUGACAACGUUCAGUCCGUAGCCAGUGAUAUUUUUAAUGCAUGCGGACGAUGGAAACGCACGCUGAGUGACAAUUUGUGCAUAGACACUAUAACAGAAGAACAGCUAAUUACGGAAGAUCAAAAGACAAAACAUUCUUACCUAACAGAGGUAAGGGAAGGAGAAUCUGUGCGCGCGCGUGUGGCUUUGAACACAUAAAAAAGGGGAGAGUUUAUUACUAGAUUGCAAGACCCACAGAGGUGGUCUCUCUUAUGGCUGAAGAAGACAUUAAAUCACAGUAGAAUUCACCUUAGAAUUUCUUCAAAACAACAUAAGAAAUAAUCUACAGACAAGAUGGGCAACUUCGACAAAUCCAACCCCAUGGCUUCGUUCCGACUCAUCAUCUUGUGUCUGCUUAUCAAACAUGCAGCAAGUCAGUGCAGCCAGACAGAGACCUUCGAAAAAGUAUCAAGAACAACCGUGGAUGGAGUGUCCGGGAGUUCGCUGUAUUCCAGUAACGGAAAUACCGUAACGUUAAACUGUUUACAAAGAUGCCGUGAAUCGAAGAACUGCCUGAGUUUCGUGGUCAAUUACGACAGAGAUUCUUGCACGAGUUACGACAGGGAUUCGUCGUCGGCUGACAUCAAAUUGAGGCCUACACAGCUGCCUAUUAAUUACUUCGAAAAAAUUUGCAUUGACGCUCCUCAAUGCGGUAAGAACUGGAUGCUGGAGCGGGUGGUGGGCUUCGAGAUCGAAGGAUACGACGACAUCGUUCUCAACAACGUCCCAAGCAGGUUAAAAUGCGCAGAGUUGUGCAUCAGGGAGAGAGGACUCAUGUGCCGGAGCGCCGAAUAUCAUCAAAGAGAUGGCGUCUGCAGACUAAGCAGGCAAGAUCGUCGGACUCAGCCUCUCAGUUUCCGCCCAGCAUCUCCCUUGAUCCACUACAUAGAGAACCAAUGUUCAGGAGUUGCUAACAAUCAACACUGUGACUUCGAGGAGUUUCCUGCGCAAGAUUUGGGGCACGGGGAUCUCCAGGUUCCUGUAGAAUCCAAAACAGAGUGCCACGACGCCUGCGAGUCGGAAAAGUCCUUCAACUGCAGAGCCUACACGUGGUUCAGUCGGGGAGGGGUAUGUCGGCUCUCCGGGGAUGACCUGACCUCAACCGGGUUAUCUGCGGUGAAGCCACUGCCCGACGCCUCUUUCUACCAGCGGGCGCCUUGUUUAGAUCUUGAAUUGUCGUGCAGUGUGGAUGGAAUGUCAGUAAGUCUCAACACCAUAGAACCUUUCAAAGGGAGGCUCUUCGCUAGAGAUUUCCCCAAUGAAUGCAAGUCCCUCGACAAGGGCAAGACGGACACAUCUUUAUUCAUCAAGUUCGACGACCCGCAGUGCGGAGUGAUGAACGAAGGGGAAGGCAUUUACAGCAACGUCAUAGUCGUGCAGCACCAUCCCGUGAUACAAAGGCGAGGGGACAAAGCCAUCAAGUUACUCUGUCUGUUUGAAACGUCCAACAAAACCAUCUCCGACAGCUAUAACUUCAUCGUCGACAAUUCUGUGAACGCCGGCGUUGCUACGGCCAUCGUCAACGCAACCGCCCCCUCCCCUCGCAUCCGUUUACGAAUCGUCGACCGGACGGGAAAAGACAUCAACGGAGCUCGCCUUGGCGAGGAACUGUAUCUGAGGCUAGACCUAGAUGAUGACAGUGUAUACGGAAUACUUGCCAGGAACCUCGUGGCUAAGAGUGGAGAUAACAGCGAUUCCAUUACACUGCUGGAUGAAAGGGGCUGCCCCGCUGAUCCAGUCAUCUUCCCCUCCCUCCAACCAGUUCCCAAUUCUAAGAGCCUCCAAGGAAAGUUCGAGGCAUUCAAAUUCUCUGAAAAUCAAGUCGUGAGGUUCCAAGUUAAUGUCCAGUUCUGCCUACAAGAAUGUAAACCCGCGCAGUGCGGCAACAUCUUGUCCCACGGGAAGCGUAAAAGAAGAGCCGUGAUCAAGCAAGGCGGCCUCGUGACCCUGGGAGGAACCCACAGCCUUGAUGGGCAAGAAAUCACCCUCGAAGGCGGUGAAUUCACCUUCGGAGGAGGCGAGCUAACAUUUGGGGUCGAGGAUGACGAAGACGCCGAAGAAUAUGACCAGGACUCCAUCUAUCACGAGAUGCCCUUGCAGAAGGAAAUCUUCGUUGAUAGCACUUCGGUCAAGCCUCUCAAGUCGGGCCUGUUGCCCGAGGAAUCAGAAGCUCGACGGCUGGCGCAUAUGGUGUGCACUUCUAGAGAAAUUCUCAUCGCCAUACUGGUUUCCGCUGUCAUUUUACAGAUAUGCAUCAUUCUGAUAGCGAUCAUGUGUGUCCUCGCCCGCUCUCGAAAGCAGCCCAAAGAAGAAAAUCAUUAUGCGACUUACACCAUCCCCCGGAGGACGCUCUCGCCCUAUCCCCCAACGACGUCAGAGGACUCGGCCACUACUCUCAAGACCCUUAGAACUACUUUAAGAGACUGAGGAGGACGCGUGCGAUCUCGUGCAAUUUUUUUGGGGGGCUGUCGAUAUAAAUAGCCAGUCCUCAUCUGGAAAGUAACUGGUGGUGGAGAGAGAGAGAGAGAGAUUUUCCCGAUUCGGAGUUAACG